This is a messenger RNA of Scutellospora calospora, 426 nucleotides long. NCBI's taxonomy places the organism in Eukaryota, Fungi, Glomeromycota, Glomeromycetes, Diversisporales, Gigasporaceae. The record is from the annotation of a GenBank genome assembly.
CAUCUUUACGCUGAGGUUCAUGAUAAAAACUGGUGGUUGCGCGUUAGCAUUCAUGAUGGCAUCGCGAAAAAUUCCCUCCCAAUCAGUAAAAACAUCAUUUAUUUGAUAUACUUUACAAAUUCUGAACAUUUAUUGUGCAGUAAUAUUAAACGUGAACAUAAAGAAUUUAUAGUACAGGGCUUGUUGAAAACUUUCAUGUGUCGGCAAAUCGAAGAAUGUAACUUAAAAGGAAAAUAUGUGAAUUCAUUAGAGCAAUUAUUAUUACAUCAAAAAUCUCAAGGAAUUUACAGUCAAUAUCGAUUAAAUCAAGUUGAUAAUAGCCCACUAGAACAUACUUCAAAAAAACACAAAACAGAUGACAAUGCUGUAGAUGAUAAUAAUUUUGGACCCAAUGAACAACCAUCCCUUGAUUUUGUAGAGAUCAAG